AUGGCUAACCAUGAAGAGGCAAAGUCUCACCCUAAGCUCAAUGAACGAAUACUUUCUUCGAUGUCGAGGAGAACUGUUGCUGCUCACCCUUGGCAUGAUGUAGAGAUAGGACCGGGCGCUCCAGCAGUUUUCAAUUGUGUGAUUGAAAUUGGCAAAGGCGGUAAGGUUAAGUAUGAGCUGGACAAGAAAAGUGGACUUAUAAAGGUUGAUCGUGUUCUUUACUCAUCAGUUGUCUACCCACACAACUACGGUUUCAUCCCACGAACCCUUUGUGAAGACAGUGAUCCUAUGGAUGUUCUGGUUCUGAUGCAGGAACCUGUGCUACCUGGUACCUUCCUCCGUGCUCGUGCUAUUGGACUAAUGCCCAUGAUUGACCAGGGUGAGAAGGAUGACAAGAUCAUAGCAGUUUGUGCUGAUGACCCCGAGUUCCGCCAUUACACAGACAUUAAAGAGCUUCCUCCACAUCGGCUGGCUGAAAUAAGAAGAUUCUUUGAGGACUACAAGAAGAAUGAGAACAAAAAAGUUGAUGUUGAUGAUUUUCUACCAGCUGAGUCUGCCAUUGACUCCAUCAAGUACUCCAUGGACCUCUAUGCUUCUUACAUAGUUGAGAGCUUAAGGAAGUGA
Messenger RNA from Vicia faba (fava bean), 624 nucleotides. NCBI's taxonomy places the organism in Eukaryota, Viridiplantae, Streptophyta, Magnoliopsida, Fabales, Fabaceae. The record is from the annotation of a GenBank genome assembly.